This is a messenger RNA of Zea mays, 2045 nucleotides long. RefSeq lists its product as uncharacterized. The transcript is spliced from 3 exons. Gene Ontology annotation, biological process: regulation of GTPase activity. NCBI's taxonomy places the organism in Eukaryota, Viridiplantae, Streptophyta, Magnoliopsida, Poales, Poaceae. Bases 219 to 1904 code for a protein of 561 amino acids. The record is from RefSeq and is a predicted model, not a curated record.
UGCAGGACGGGAUGGCAGAUCAGGCUGCCUGGCAUGGCAUGUCGGUGCCGUAGCAGCAACUGUAGCCUAGCCUGCUGAGACUGUCUUCAACGCAUGCCCCCACGCUCCCCCUCCCCUAUUACUGUUGCAGGGGUAGGGGCAACAGUACCCCUCUAUCCCGUUCAUCGCGUUCCUCCUCCUCCUCCUCUCCCCUCCCGAUUUCUUCUCUCUCCCGCUAAAUGGAUGGCGACGCUACGGCGGAGAAGUGUCUCGCUGCCGCUUCCUUCCCAGACAAGAGCGCGCGCUCGGAAUACUCCGAGGAAGACGCCCGAGGCGAUCCGCGGGCGACCAUACCGCCGCCGGAGAAGGUACGCGUCAUUCCGCCGUCGCCCGCGAAUCGUCUGUCUUCGUCCGCCCGGCGAGCAGCAGUGGGCCUCGUCGACGCGACUCCGCCGUCAACCUUCGCGGACCGGCGACCCGGCCGAUCCGUGCGAAGACGCCGCCGCCGUUCGUCGCUGUCCGCCGGAACGUUAGGGUUGGGGUCGACGUCGAAGGGAGGUCAUCCAAUCGCCGACAGAUCUACGCUGACCCGAUCUGCGUCUUUCGAGGUACAAGGUCCAAGAAUGGCUGACAACAACUCAAACACACCUAUUCGACCUACUGGUGCCAGCCCCAAUUCAGGUAACCAGUGUUUCCCCCCACCCAUGUGGGAUCCUCAGAUGUGGCAGGGCCAAGGUUUCGACCCAACCCAUCCUUCUACAUUUUCUACUCCUACAAACCAUAUGACCAAUCCUACCUGGUCCCAGGGAGCUAAUGACCCAUCUACAUAUACCUUUCGUAGUCCAUGGAACCCAUUUUUUGGUAUGAUCAAUCCUGGGGGUCCUCCACAACAACCAUCAUUCGGUCAACCCCAGUUUGCACCACCCAUUCCAUGUCCACAGGGUUCUACCCAUGUUCCCAACCACACUGACCCAAUAACUUUUGAAUCCGAAGCAGAACAUAGUGUCCAGGAAGUAAACAGCCCAACCAAACCUUCAGACACACCUACGACAUUUAGAAGGACAAAGGAACAGAACUUCAAACCAGCUGAAGACCUGUUGCUUUGCAAAACAUGGCUAGAGAUUAGUAGUGACCCAGUAAUUAGCACAGGCCAGAGAAAGGAGGGGUUAUGGGCUAGAAUUGAGAAAAGGUAUAAUGAACUUAGAGGUGAGUUUCCAAUGAGACUGAAUAGGGCCCUGAGCAGUAGGUGGGACAAAAUCAGAGCUGAAACAGGCAAAUUUGCUGGAUUCUACGCAAGAGUCCUAAGGGAAAACCAGAGUGGGCUCACAGAUAACGACAAGACUUCAAAAGCAGCAACUUUGUAUGCAACAUCACAGAAAAAGCCAUUUAAUUUCAUGCACUGCUGGACGCGACUGAAAGACGAACCCAAAUGGGAUGCCAUGGUUCAUGGCAGCCCAUGGAGAGGCAAUGCGGGGACCGAGCCUGUUCGUAGUCUAACACCAACAGGUUCUGUGAAUGAAGUGGAAUCUGAUGACGGAGGUUCGAAAGGCAAGAGACCAUUAGGACGUGACUCGACUAAAGCAUCCAGGAAGAAGUCAAUGUCGAGUUCAUCCCAGUCUGCUGACUACCUGUCAAGACUCCAUGACAUUCAAAUUGCAAGAUUGAAGCAAAGUGAAGAAAAAUCAGACCUCAAACAACACAACAUUGAGUUCAUGAAGGAAGUUGAACUUAAGAAGUUGGAGGUUCAGUCCAAGGAAAUAGAAGUGCAGGAGAAAAAAUUGAUGAUGGAAGAUAGGAAGCAAAAGGUUGAAGAGCUCAACAAACUUUAUGCCAUGGAUAUGGAUGCUUUACCAGAAGAGUUGAGAGCUGUAUACAUGGCGAUGAGAAAAGGUUUAAUUGAUUUUUUCAUCAACAAUCCUAUCUGAAGAGUACUUAUUUAUUUCAUAAGGUGUUGCUCACCUUUGUAUCGGCGUACCCAAAUUCAUGUGUGUUUGCACUUUAUACAAUUUGGACUAGUCUGAACAUUUCCUUACUAUAUUGAGAACAUGAGCAUGGAAUUUGAACAA